CUCUUUUGUCUUUUUUGGUAGAUGAAAAGAAAAAAAAAAAAAUUAUCUACAAAGAUAGAAUUUUGCUUUCAAUCUCUUUUUGUAUCUUCCUUGGUUUUUCCAAAGAAAUUAAGCAGACAUGGAGGAGCAACAAAUAGAAAUAUUGGCAAGCUCACUGCUAAUACAAGAAAAUCAGAGGGAAGUUGGUGAUGGUGGGCAGCCAAGUGAGUCUUCCUCAGUUACACUUACUGUUGUCCUCAGCUCCUUAGUUGCUUUGUGUGCCUCCUUUGUUGCAGGAUAUGCCGUGGGAUAUACAUCACCUUCUCAGUCAGCAAUUAUGAAUGACCUGGGCCUUUCUUCGGCAGAGUACUCGGUGUUUGGUUCAAUAUUGACAAUUGGAGGACUGCUAGGGGCAGCAUGGAGUGGCAAAAUAGCAGAUUUGGCUGGCCGGAAAGGUGCAUUGUGGGUUACGAGUACACUUUGCAUUGUGGGGUGGCUUGCUAUAAUAUUCUCCGAGGGUGCUUGGUCACUUGACAUUGGAAGACUGUCACUGGGGUUUGGACUUGGGCUUGGUUGUUAUGUGGCACCUGUUUAUGUAGCAGAAAUCACACCCAAGGAUAUUAGGGGAGGCUUUACAUCUUUUUAUCAGCUAGCAACUGGUUGCGGUUCGUCAAUUGCAUAUCUUUUCGGUUCCUUUGUCAAUUGGCGUGUCUUGGCUUUACUAGGAGCUUUUCCAUGCCUAGUACAGAUCCUGGGCCUGUUUCUGAUUCCUGAGUCUCCAAGAUGGCUAGCAAAGGUUGGUCGAGAAAAAGAGUUUGAGGCUGCUCUGCAACGCCUUAGGGGACAGAAUGCUGACAUUUUUCAAGAAGCAACUGAAAUCAAAGACUAUACUGAAAACCUCAAAAGAAUCUCAAAGGAUGGAAUUUUUCAUUUGUUUCAGAAGAAAUAUGCAUGGGCAUUGACAGUUGGUAUUGGGUUAAUGGCAUUGCAGCAAUUUGGAGGACUCAAUGGAUAUGCAUUCUAUAUGAGUAGUAUAUUUGAUUCAGCUGGUUUUCCUAGUAGUGUUGGAUAUGUAGCAGUAGCUAUUAUUCAGCCAAUGAUGGGUAUAGUGAGUGUAAUCUUAAUGGAUAAAUCUGGAAGACGACCCCUCGUAAUGGUAUCUGCAGCUGGAAUGUGCUUGGGGUCCUUCCUCACGGGAGUGUCAUUCUAUGUACAGGACCAUAAUCAGUCAAAUGAAGUCACCCCUGCUAUGGUUUUCAUUGGUGUUAUGGUAUUUCUUGGAUCUUAUUCAUUAGGGAUGGGUGUAAUACCAUGGAUUAUAUUGUCAGAGAUAUUUCCAAUAAACAUAAAGGGUUCAGCCGGAAGCUUAGCAAGUAUGGUUUCUUGGAUUGGAGCUUGGUUUGUUUCCUACAGUUUCAACUUCUUGUUUGAAUGGAGCUCAGCAGGGGUAUUCUUUAUAUAUUCAAGUAUUUGCUGCUUUGGUUUUAUAUUUGUUGCAAAAAUGGUACCAGAAACUAAAGGCAGAACACUGGAGGAAAUACAAGCAUCAGUUACUCACACAGCUCUGCACUAAGACAUAUGUAAGAAGCGGCCCAACAAUGUAUAUGGAACAUAUUUUUCAAUGAAAUUAUAAUGAGAACAAUGACAACACUUAGAUCGAGAAAGUUGAUCCAUUAUUAUUAUUAUUCCAUAUGUUAGAAUAUUGAACAUUAAUUAUUAAGUUGAUUAAGUUAAUAAAGUAAACAGAUUAAUCAUGA
Messenger RNA from Ziziphus jujuba (common jujube), 1736 nucleotides. Its product is annotated as sugar transporter ERD6-like 5. NCBI's taxonomy places the organism in Eukaryota, Viridiplantae, Streptophyta, Magnoliopsida, Rosales, Rhamnaceae. Gene Ontology annotation, cellular component: membrane. Gene Ontology annotation, biological process: transmembrane transport; carbohydrate transport. Bases 119 to 1552 code for a protein of 477 amino acids. The record is from RefSeq and is a predicted model, not a curated record. The transcript has 18 exons. Gene Ontology annotation, molecular function: sugar transmembrane transporter activity.